Arabidopsis arenosa is the source of this 1310-nucleotide messenger RNA. Lineage: Eukaryota; Viridiplantae; Streptophyta; Magnoliopsida; Brassicales; Brassicaceae. The record is from the annotation of a GenBank genome assembly.
AAUUUAGUCUCUCCCUUCCCAAAGCAUCGAUAAAUCCUCUGGUUUGCUUUCUCCAACCAGUCCAUUUUCGCGAGCUUCCGUCUUCAAGAGCUCCUCGACCAUGGCGUCUUGCGUACAAGCAUCCAUGAAUUCUCUGCUACCACGCUCUUCUUCUUUUUCUCCUCAUCCUCCUCUAUCCUUGAAUUCAUCCGGGAGAAGGAACUUGAAGACUUUUCGUUACGCCUUUCGCGCCAAAGCCUCUGCUAAAAUCCCUAUGCCUCCGAUGAAUCCUAAGGAUCCUUUCCUCUCAACGCUCGCUUCUAUUGCAGCAAAUUCUCCGGAAAGACUUCUCAAUCGGCCGGUUAACGCUGAUGUGCCUCCGUAUCUUGACAUCUUUGACUCCCCUCAGCUCAUGUCUUCUCCUGCUCAGGUUGAAAGAUCAGUGGCUUAUAAUGAGCACAGACCGAGAACUCCUCCACCAGACUUGCCUUCUAUGCUUCUUGACGGGAGAAUUGUUUACAUUGGAAUGCCUCUUGUGCCGGCAGUGACAGAGCUGGUUGUCGCAGAGCUAAUGUAUCUUCAGUGGCUAGAUCCCAAGGAACCCAUAUACAUUUACAUCAAUUCCACAGGGACCACUCGUGAUGAUGGAGAGACGGUUGGAAUGGAAUCAGAAGGUUUCGCGAUCUAUGACUCUUUGAUGCAACUUAAAAAUGAGGUACAUACAGUAUGUGUGGGAGCAGCCAUAGGUCAGGCCUGUCUAUUACUUUCAGCGGGAACCAAGGGUAACCGGUUUAUGAUGCCACAUGCCAAAGCGAUGAUCCAGCAACCACGUGUGCCUUCUUCUGGGUUGAUGCCUGCCAGCGAUGUCCUGAUACGUGCCAAAGAGGUCAUAACAAACAGGGAUAUACUUGUGGAACUACUAGCAAAGCAUACUGGGAAUUCCGUGGAGACUGUAGCUAACGUAAUGAGAAGGCCAUAUUACAUGGAUGCACCUAAAGCUAAAGAAUUUGGAGUCAUUGACAAGAUUCUUUGGCGCGGUCAAGAAAAGAUUAUUGCGGACGUGGUUCCUUCGGAGGAAUUCGACAAGAAUGCUGGGAUUAAAAGCGUAGAACGAGUCUAGUUUCAAGUUUUCUUGGCUAAAUCACUGUGUCAAUGGAGAAGAACAAAUAGACUGACAAAAUCCACAUUGGCCGCAGACUGCCUUGUUUCAGAUCACUUGGUAAAUGUGAAUCAUGCGAUUAGGAGAAGCAUACUAAAAAGAAUCUUGAAAAUUAUAUGAUAAAAAUUGUAAUGUGUUUGUUCUUUAGCCAUAGUAAAUACAAUCUUCAACU